Meloidogyne enterolobii is the source of this 336-nucleotide messenger RNA. The record is from the annotation of a GenBank genome assembly. NCBI's taxonomy places the organism in Eukaryota, Metazoa, Nematoda, Chromadorea, Rhabditida, Meloidogynidae.
AUGGAAAUGGAAGAAACAAUUGGGGAUGAUGGAGUAGAUAAUGCACCAACUACUUCUGUUCAACGAGUAAACAAAAGCCCUUCAUUACCAUUCAGUGCCAGAAGUUCAAUGCUUCAUGCAAGUGGUAUUCGACGCAAAACACCUCCCACUCGUAUGCCUAGUGCUGAUUCAUCAGCUACAACAUCAGCAGGUUUAGGAAAGAUUUCAGGAAAAUUAGAAAUGAGUGAAGUAAGUCGAGAAUUGGGAAGGCGUACAAAAUCAUUGAGAAGGUACUUGAUUAAUUAUACAGUCGGAUAUCGGUUGUACUUGCAUGAAUUUCGUAAUUUUAGGUUUUAG